UUCUCUACAUCAGGAAUUUUAGACAUUUAUCAUAUCAAAACAUUUCAAAUGGCUAAAUUUAUAUACUGUUAUCAUAACAACCUGUUGCCUCCAUUGUUUUUUAACUUGUUUUUGACAAACAGUCAAAUUCAUGGCCAUAGCACCGGAACAGCCAAUAAUUAUCGCGUUCAUCAUUGACAAACUAAUCUGAAAAAAUUCACAAUUUUUUACCAAGAUCCAAAUAUCUGGAAACCCCUUCCUGUUACAAUGACUCCUCUGUCAAGUUUUUCCAAUUUUGGGAAAAAGCUGCCAGAGUUUUUAGUAAAAUAAUUACGGAAUUGGCAAAGCCGCUCUCUCGGUAGCACUAUAUAUGUAAGCACAUUGUUACGUACGAGGUGGCCUCAGCUGAAAGCCUGGUGGUUUCUGGAAAUCACCUCGCCAUACAUUGAACUCUCGAUGAAUUGUUCAUAUAUUAGGUAAAAAGGCAAAUAAAUAAAUUUGCAUUUGAAAAAAGAAAGGAAUGUUUCUCUGAGACGCUCAAUUGUAGUCUGUUCAAUUUAUCAGAAAAAUUAAUAUUUUACUUACAUACAUACAUACAUCUUUAUUUAACAAUGCAGGUUUUAAAAAUUGGCAAGACCAAAGUCCUGAUGUGGACCUGCCUAACUACAGCUAAUUGAAUCAUUAUUAUCGCAUUAAAAUAAGGAUAAAAUUAAAGUUUAGGUGAGCAAGAUAUAAAUUUCUUCUUAAAUACAAUAAUUAUUAGAUAAAUUUAAAUGCAAUUGUUCUAAAUAAUAAAUAAAUAAAUAUCUAAAAAUAUAAGAAAUCAUCAUUUUCAUUGAAACACAGCAGGAACCUCUGGCUAAAUUUAUGCUAUUUAGUCAAUGUUUGUUCGCAUUAAGCCCAAUGUGGAAGAAGGCUCCAUGUCAACGCGGCCCUGUGUUUAAAAGAGGAUUUGCCAAUUUCAGAUCUUGGUCUUGGCACUUCUAUAUCUAAAGAAUUCCUUAAGCUGUAAUUGGGUUUUGCCUUAGAAAUUAGAAUGUUCAAUUCAUCUGUAUUUGAACCAUGAUAGAUUUGGUAGGUCACAACCCGCAGUGUCUUUACAUAAUAGGAGGAGAUGGGAUUCCAUUGUCUCAAUUUCUUGAUCUCAGGAGUCGGAGUAGUCAUAGGUAGCUCGUAGACAAUCUUAAAUGCUCUCAUAUGAAUACGUUCAAUAUCCUCCAUAAGUGCCGAGGAAACAGAGCCCCAGACAACAAUAUCAUACGCAACACUACUGAGGAGUAACUGAGUUGAAAUAGCGUGGGACCAAAACAGAGAACGGUCCUCUUACUGUUGUUGCGUAAGUUUUGUGAGCACGUCAUGAGCAAAUCACGCUGCACUCUUCACUUAGUAUUAGAUGGUUUGCUAUUCUUCUAGAUUCUUCUCUUUCUCCGCAAAGGUUGUGAAUUCUUAACCUGUUUCAACAGAAUUUUCCAGUGGCAAUGGAUGCCAAUACACUGUACUGUUUUCAACACUGAGUAACACGAAAGUGCAUUUUUUCUUUGGAAUUUCUUUAUGCGUGGGAUAAGCUGGACGAAAGGGAAGGUGGAUCAAAACUGGUUUACAAUUUUCUUCUUCUCUCAAGCAUCAUCCUCGUGUCUUGACUGAUUAAUUGCCAUAUGUAAAUAACCUUUAACCUUGUAAACAGCUGCUGUUGUGCUGAUGCUAUUUUUAUUCACUGGAUAUUAGCAUAGGAAUUUGUUAGAUUAUUGUUGUCCUGCAUAUUGAUUACGUUUUCCACCCACAUUUCGCGUCAAAUCCAUGUAGACUAGAAAGGACUUUACCCUUAGGUGCGUCCAAAUACCAUUAUUGUCACGAAAAAAAAUUGUUCCUUUCGACCCUUGCCAUUUUCAUCGAAUUCUCUGACGCUUCAUCACGUGAGACUUAAACUGUAAAAUUUUACAGCUGACCAUGUCUUUAAACUCAAACAAACUCAAUAUAUUUAUAAAAUCAUUGGAGCCAUGGACAUUCUCAGCCUCGAUUUUGUCAUUUCUUCUGGGGACAGUUCUUGCUUGGAAAUAUGACGGCAGGUUUGAUGUUGUGAACUGUUUUCUAACGGCUCUUGUUAUCUUCCUCACUCACGCGGCCGGGAAUUUUGCGAACUCGUACUACGAGGCCGAAGAUCGAAGGUUUUUUGUUUCGUCUACCACGAGACGAGUCACGCUUGAACUCAACGCAAAAUGGGCGGUAUGGAGUUACGUUCUUGCUUCAGCAGUGUUUUGCUGUCUGGCUGUUGUCUCUGAGGCUGAAUUCAGGCUGGAAUUUGGCUUGUACGCCACUGGUUUUCUCGCUUCCUUGCUACAUGGUGGAGGACUGAAGAACAUAGUGCUCGGCGACGUGCUAACUUGCGGGAUAUUUGGUCCUCUCUCUGUUGUGUUCACAUACAUUCAACAGGUUGGAACAGCUCAUCAGCAGCUGUCAAGUGUUUGGAUAGUAGCUUACUCUUUGCCUUUUAUGCUCUUCACAGAAGCUAUUUUUCACAGUCAAAACACACGUGAUAUCAAGACAGACAUCAGGGCUGGCCACAGGACACUGGCAGUACUUUUGGGGCCACAGCAUGCAUGUUAUCUUCACACUUUAUUCUUGUUGUUCCCAUAUGUAGUUGUAGGUUUACAAGCUGCAAUUACCUCGCCGUAUUUCGGAAUAGCUCUGCUCACUCUGCCCUUUGCCUUUAAUUUAAGUGUAGCAUGUUUUGAAGGGGAGCAUUUCACUUUACCACAAAAAGUUGCUUUGCUAGAUUCUUCUUUUGGAAUUUUGUACCUUCUGAGUAUUUACCUAUCAUAGAAGUAUAAAAAGGUAACAAGUCAAAAUUUCUGUAAAAGUACGUAGGAGAGCUUUCCCAUUGCAAUCUCAAUCUCAUAACCUCCUUGUUUAGUACGCUUAUCAGGUUUAUCAUAUUUGUCUCAGCCAAUGUUUAACAGGUAGCAGUAAGAAACAAGAAAUAACACCCAUCCUUUUAUUUGGGCGAGGUUACAACAAACUAAAAUUUUGAAUUGUGCAGUGAUACGAUUAAACUAGAAGUUUCAGUCA
This is a messenger RNA of Stylophora pistillata, 3045 nucleotides long. Its product is annotated as ubiA prenyltransferase domain-containing protein 1. Gene Ontology annotation, cellular component: endoplasmic reticulum; Golgi membrane. Gene Ontology annotation, biological process: menaquinone biosynthetic process; vitamin K biosynthetic process. Gene Ontology annotation, molecular function: prenyltransferase activity. The record is from RefSeq and is a predicted model, not a curated record. NCBI's taxonomy places the organism in Eukaryota, Metazoa, Cnidaria, Anthozoa, Scleractinia, Pocilloporidae.